This is a messenger RNA of Topomyia yanbarensis, 565 nucleotides long. Its product is annotated as larval cuticle protein 65Ag1-like. The coding region runs from base 84 to 458 and encodes 124 amino acids. NCBI's taxonomy places the organism in Eukaryota, Metazoa, Arthropoda, Insecta, Diptera, Culicidae. Gene Ontology annotation, cellular component: chitin-based extracellular matrix. Gene Ontology annotation, molecular function: structural constituent of chitin-based larval cuticle. The transcript has 3 exons. The record is from RefSeq and is a predicted model, not a curated record.
CAUUCCUAAGCCACAGUGUACCAUCCGUGUUAUCAAAGAAACAUUCGUGCCAUAAACAUAGUCUAGAACUGUCCGCAGUAACCAUGAAGAUGAUCAUCGGAGUUUUAGUUCUCGUUGUUGCUGUGGCUUACGCGGCGCCACAGGGUCGCACAGCGGAAGCCGAUUCGGUGAUCGUGAACCAAUCGUCGGAUAUUCAACCGGAUGGAAGCUUUAACUAUGCCUACGAGACUAAUAACGGAAUCAAAGUUGAAGAUCAGGGCACCAUCAAGCAGAUUCGUGUCCCCAAGGCCGACGAAAACGGACGCUCGAUUGGCGAGGAAGUUGUUCAAGUUUCCGUACAGACUGGAUCGUUCCAGUUUACCGCUCCGGAUGGACAGAUCUACACGCUGAGGUACAUUGCUGACGAGAACGGUUUCCAACCACAGGCUGAUCAUCUUCCAGUGGCGCCAUCUGUCUAGUCACUUAAUUUACUCGCAUGAUGAAUGAAACCACGAAUGUGUCUCCACAAGUGUAGAUAUUUAUGUCUGUAAAUAAAUAUGUUUUUACAACAUCCCAAAACAAAUAA